Molecule: messenger RNA, 744 nt
Organism: Ilyonectria robusta
Lineage: Eukaryota; Fungi; Ascomycota; Sordariomycetes; Hypocreales; Nectriaceae
Product: xyloglucan-specific endo-beta-1,4-glucanase A
Exons: 3
Coding region: 1-744 (247 amino acids)
Biological process (GO): polysaccharide catabolic process
Molecular function (GO): cellulase activity
Source: RefSeq, a predicted model, not a curated record
AUGAAGUUCUCGUGCCUCGCUUCCGCCCUGUUCGCCACUCUGGCAGCGGCUUCCCCGACUCCCACCUCGCUCGAGAAGCGUGCCACGACCUGGUGCGACAGCUUCGGUUCCCUCGCCACCGGAGGAUUGACCAUCUACCACAACAACUGGGGCGCUGCGCAAGCGACUUCUGGUUCGCAAUGUACUACUUUUGAGUCCAUCACUUCGGGUUCUGUUGUGUGGUCUACUUCCUGGACUUGGGCUGGAGGUUCGAGCUCGGUGAAGUCGUACUCCAAUGUGGCCCUGGAGAACGUCAACAAGAAGCUCUCAGCCAUUAGCUCCAUCCCCUCCAAGUGGACUUGGACUCAGACGGGAUCGAACGUCGUUGCUGACGUCGCGUACGAUCUUUGGCUUGCGCCCUCCGUCGGAGCAAACAACCAGUACGAAAUUAUGAUCUGGCUCGCCGCGUACGGCGGCGCGGGACCCAUCUCCAGCACCGGAUCGGCCAUCGCCACGGUGACUAUCGCCGGAUCUUCCUGGAAGUUGUACUCAGGCCCCAACGGUGACACUACUGUUUACUCCUUUGUUGCGAGCAGCACCAUCACCAGCUUCAACGGUGAUCUUAACCUCUUCUUCAAGUACCUCACUUCGAGCCAGGGUGUGAGCACUAGCAUGGUUGCUACUAGCCUGCAGGCUGGUACUGAGCCUUUCACUGGCUCCAACGUUGUCUUCAAGACCUCUGCCUACACCAUCUCUGUGGCAUAA